Molecule: messenger RNA, 2666 nt
Organism: Scheffersomyces coipomensis
Lineage: Eukaryota; Fungi; Ascomycota; Pichiomycetes; Serinales; Debaryomycetaceae
Gene: UTP4
Product: Utp4p
Exons: 1
Coding region: 372-2615 (747 amino acids)
Biological process (GO): maturation of SSU-rRNA from tricistronic rRNA transcript (SSU-rRNA, 5.8S rRNA, LSU-rRNA)
Cellular component (GO): t-UTP complex; small-subunit processome; 90S preribosome
Molecular function (GO): protein binding; RNA binding
Source: RefSeq, a predicted model, not a curated record
AAAUAAAAAUUAAAAUAAAAACAAAAAAUUAAAAAAAAAAAAAACCUUUUACAUAGAUUUGUAUAUUACUCUUUAAUAAAUAAAUUUAUGCAAAAAACAUUUAAUGUUGUAAAUUACUACUAAAUAAGAUCACUUUAUGAAAUCUUUAAAAACUAUCAGUUAAACAUAAGUAAAUUAACCCAAGAUUGAAUGGUUGCAAGAAUAUAAAUUGAUUAUCAAAAUUUUUUGCGCGAUGUAUGAUUCACGUGACUUCUCUAAAAAAAAUUUUGUGAUGAGAUUUUUCACUACUUUUGAAAUAUUAUUGUAAAUAAGGGAAGAGUUGUAAAGAAAGAAGAAGAAGAAACCUUUCCAAAGAUAGUUAAGAAAUAGUCAUGGAUAUCCAUCGUUGUCGUUUUGUGGAUUAUACUCCUCAUACUGUGACAGCAACAGGUUUUUCUCAUUCGUCAUCUUUAACUAAACCUACUACUAAUGAUCUUCGUUUGGCAGUAGGAAGAAAUAAUGGUGAUAUUGAAAUAUGGAAUCCUAAGCAUAAUUGGACUCAUGAAAUAACAUUUCCAGGUUCAAGAGGUAGAUCUAUCGAAGGUCUCUGUUGGAGUAUAAGUUCUGAUGGAAGUGAAGCUCCUCGUCUUUUCUCCAUUGGUGGAUCGACUUAUAUUACUGAAUGGGAUUUUCAAACCUUAAAACCUAUCACAAAUUAUGAUUGUAACGCAGGUAUCAUUUGGUCUAUUGCUAUAAACUCUAACAAUGAUAAAUUAGCAGUAGGUUGUGAUGAUGGUUCUGUUGUCAUUAUUGAUAUAUCUGGUGGAUUUGGAUCUUUAGAACAUGAUAUGAUUUGUCAAAGACAAGAUGCUAGAAUCUUAAGUAUUCAAUGGUAUGAAAAUGAUUUAUUAGUCGGUGGUUGUGCUGAUGGUAGAAUAAGAUCUUGGAGUGCAAGUGGUGAAUCCAAAGGUAGAAUUGUAUCAACUAUGAGAGUUGAUAAGUCUAAGACUGAAAGUACUUUAGUGUGGUCUAUAACUAUUUUACCAAAUAAAAGACAAAUUGUAAGUGGUGAUUCUACUGGUUCAGUUAAAUUCUGGGAUUUAGAUCAUUUCUCUUUAUUACAAACAUUCAAGGCUCAUGAUGCUGAUGUGUUAACUUUAGUUAAUGAUGUCAAUGAAGAAAAGAUCUUUUCUGCCGGUGUUGAUAGAAAGAUUCAUCAAUUUAAUUUAAUAACUAAUAAAAACUCAUCUUCAUCAAAAUGGGUCCAUAGUUCCAACAGAUUAUUGCAUUCAAACGAUAUAAGAUCAAUGUCCAUAUUUGAAAGUUCUGCUCAUAACUUCUUAAUCAGUGGAGGUGUAGAGAGAUCUAUUGUAAUUCAAUCAGUACAACAAUUUCAAGAUGGAAAUUAUAAAAAAUUAUUAAUAAAUCAACAAAAGUCAAAUUUAGUCAUUAACGAAAACAAAAACCUUAUAAUAUUAUGGCAAGAUCAAGAAAUUAAGAUUUGGAAACUUGUCCCAGGUUCUAAACAUAAGUUGGUUUCAAAAUUAAAGUUAGCUGAAGAUGAUAAUAUUUUAAGUGUAGAUAUUAAUGAAGAUGGAAAUCUUCUUAUAGUUUCAAGUUUGAACUAUGUGAAGUUAUUUGAAUUAAGUGAAACCAAUCAGGGAAAACUUAAGAUUGCUAAAUUCAGAGAUGAAUCUUUCAGUUCAAUUAUUAGUGGAGCAAAAUUAACUAAAUUUUAUUCCCCAAAUCAAUUCCUUAUAUUAACUUAUGACGAACAAAUAUUCACAUUUACUAUUGAUAUUGAAGAAAAAACAAUCCAAUUAGAAGAUGAAGUUGAAUUAUUAGCUUCUAAAUCAAGUAAUCUUGGAAGACUUCAACAUUUGAAUACAAUUAAUAACUUAGUAAUAUCACCAGAUGGAAGCAAAUUCAUAAUUUCUUUAUUCAACGGAUCUAUUGAAUCAUAUCCAUUAUUAGGAUCAUUUGAACCUUCACAAAUCACUAAAUUGUCAUCAUUCCCUCAUAUUAUUAAGUUUUCUGAUAAUGAUAAAGUAGUAGUAUUGACUGAUGAAAACAAAUUAUAUGAAUUUUUUGUCAACCAAGAAUCUACAAAUAGUCUUUUAACUCCUUGGUCAAAAAGAAAUAGUGAAUUUUUACCACAACAGUUCUUAACUUUGGAUGAUAAACCACAAGGGAUCUUCAUUAAGAAUGAUAGAGCUUGGAUAUUUGGUUCUACUUGGGUAGCUUACUUUGACUUAUCCAUUAAUAUUCCAAUAAGUAAGAUAUAUAAAAACACAUCCAAUUCUAAAAAGAGAAAUAGAGAUGGUUUAACUAUUAGUGAGGAUACUGCUUCAACAACUCCAGCUAUAGAUGGAAGUAUAGAUAUUGUUGAAGAAAAUACAGAAACAUUGGAAAUGUCAUUAAAGCAAAGUCAAGUUGAAAGAUUAAGACAACAAAUCAUAAAGAAUGAUGAUUCAGAAGAUGUUAAUAAUGACAAGAAACCAUUCUGGUUAACUACAAAAUACAGACCAAUCAUGAAGGUGGAUAGUUUUGGUACUAAUGAAAUAAUAGUUAUCGAAAGACCACAAUUCUCAUUACCAACCACUGCUGCAUUUAAUUUAACAAAAUUAAAAAUCUAAUACUGAAAACAGUAUUUUUGCAUUACAUACCUACAUGUGUAUAUAUACGUA